AUGCAGCAGGCGCAGGCGCAGACGAUGGCCUCGGCCGCCGGAAUCACCUCUGGGCAGAUCCAAAAGAAUAGAAUCCUUGGAUCUAAUUCGAAGCCAUUUGUGGGUAUCGUACUCAAGAAACCUCAGCAGGUUGGAGCCCUGCCCCUCCAUGUGAGGGGAUCCAUUGCUUCUUCACCGUGGAAGCUUUUCUCCCCUAAGGCAGCAGCCCCUAAAUCAGGGGAUGGCAUACGCAUUGCAGUGCUAGGGGCCAGCGGUUAUACUGGAGCUGAGAUUGUUCGGUUUCUAGCGAGCCACCCUCAGUUCCAUACAAAAGUGAUGACUGCAGAUAGAAAAGCUGGCGAGCAGUUUGGAUCUGUAUUUCCUCACUUGAGAACGCUGGACCUGCCGAGAUUGGUUGCAAUAAAAGAUGCUGACUUUUCAGACGUUGAUGCUGUUUUUUGUUGCUUGCCACAUGGUACAACACAGGAAAUUAUCAAAAGUUUACCCCGACACUUAAAGAUCGUUGAUCUCUCAGCGGACUUCCGACUACGUGACAUCAAUGAGUACGCUGAAUGGUAUGGCCAUUCCCAUAGGGCACCAGAACUACAGGAAGAGGCUGUGUAUGGUUUAACUGAACUUCAACGAGAUGACAUAAGAAAUGCACGUCUGGUAGCAAAUCCAGGGUGUUAUCCCACAUCUAUUCAACUUCCGCUUGUUCCUUUGGUAAAGGCAAAACUGAUCAAGCUGACCAACAUUAUCAUUGAUGCAAAAUCUGGGGUCAGUGGUGCAGGACGUGGGGCUAAGGAAGCAAAUCUUUACACUGAAAUCGCUGAGGGUAUCCAUGCUUAUGGGAUAACAAGCCAUCGGCAUGUUCCUGAGAUCGAGCAAGGACUUACAGAUGCUGCUGAAUCAAAAGUUACUAUCAGCUUUACUCCACAUUUGAUGUGUAUGACACGUGGGAUGCAGUCUACUAUAUAUGUUGAAUUGGCAUCUGGAGUGACUCCCAGGGAUUUGUAUGAACACCUGAAGUCUACUUACGAGGAUGAAGAAUUUGUCAAGCUGUUACAUGGUAGCAGCACUCCUCACACAAACCAUGUUAAGGGAUCAAAUUACUGCUUCAUGAAUGUCUAUGAGGAUAGAAUUCCUGGAAGGGCCAUCAUCAUCUCUGUCAUAGAUAAUCUCGUGAAGGGAGCAUCUGGUCAGGCUUUGCAAAAUCUUAAUCUGAUGAUGGGACUGCCUGAGAAUAUGGGGCUGCAAUACCCGCCCCUGUUCCCUUGA
Messenger RNA from Miscanthus lutarioriparius, 1257 nucleotides. Lineage: Eukaryota; Viridiplantae; Streptophyta; Magnoliopsida; Poales; Poaceae. The record is from the annotation of a GenBank genome assembly.